Portunus trituberculatus (swimming crab) is the source of this 1230-nucleotide messenger RNA. RefSeq lists its product as uncharacterized. The transcript is spliced from 4 exons. Bases 62 to 367 code for a protein of 101 amino acids. The record is from RefSeq and is a predicted model, not a curated record. NCBI's taxonomy places the organism in Eukaryota, Metazoa, Arthropoda, Malacostraca, Decapoda, Portunidae.
UGCAAGUCAGUGUACAAUCGAGAAGAGGACCAGCCAGGACCUUCAUCCUUUCGUUAAGGAGAUGUAUUUGGCAGCCAAGCAUGGGCAACUUGGGAAGAUCAAGCAGUACCUGGAGAAGGACCGUGACAAGAAUGCCUGUGAUGAGGAAAGCUGCAACCUGCUGGCUUGCACGAACAUUGCCAACUGCCUUGAAGUGGUGCACUUCCUCCACUGCAAUGUGACAGAUAAACUGGUCUGGGGACACGCUUCUCAUGCAUGCUGCCAGGAGGUGGUGGAGGAGCUACUCGUGUGCCCACACCCAUGCCAUCUGAAUGUUGACAUCCAGACUAGCUAUGAGAACAAGGCAGAGAGAUGGACACAGCAAUGAAGAGAUUGCCAGGCUCAUCCAGAACACUCAGCUGCCCAGACUUCAGUGGCCUCCCAUCCUUUGCCCCACCCUGGUGCCUGCCAGGAUGCCAGUGGCUGAGAUGAAUCUUGAGUCUUCUCAGUUUUUGUGUGUUGUAGGGUUGUAAUGUGCAUGAUGUAUUGUUAUUGUUGUCAUUGUUGUAGACCUUGUCGCUCACUCUAGAUGGAAAGCUCAUAUCAACACUGAUGGCAUUUAAGCCUGUAUGGGUGAAAAGGAAAAAUUUUGUAAAAGAAUUUUAAAAACUGGAGCAUUUUUUGCACAAUAUUGGUAACAGGACUAAUCAACUCCAUGAAGGCCCAAAGUUGCUCUCCAUUCCCAGACCAAGGAUGCUGUAUAGCUGAAUGUGCUGAAUGUCAGCAAUGAUCUGAUGCUCCCAGUUAACUAAGUGGUACAACAAUCUGUCUGUCAUAGGUCACCUUUGAUUGCAACGUUUGUAUAAAGGCUGUUCCACCAUGGUUGCUAGCCUUUCUUUUGGCCACUCAUCUUUGCACAACAUGCAUCAAUAUGCUGCUGGAUACAGGGCAUCUGGUGUGUGCUUAGUGCUUAUGUGCUCAUAAUAGGGGAGUCCCCAGAGCUCCAGACCUCACAGUGAACUAUAAAUUACAUAAAGUUCUGCAGAAGUGGCAGCAUCCAUCAUAGCAUGUCUGCUUGCCUGCCUCUAGGGGGAAAAGUUGUGUUCAUUGCCAUGAGAGGAUGCCUUAUUCCAUGAUUUGUUAUCUGUACUGUUACAUUAUUUAAUUCCUUGCCUUUUGAGUGUGUGAUUCUGAAGAUAAUUCAUGGUAUAAUAGUUGUAUUGAUUGCAUAAGUAAAUUACAUGGAAGACA